Messenger RNA from Marchantia polymorpha subsp. ruderalis, 1824 nucleotides. The record is from the annotation of a GenBank genome assembly. Lineage: Eukaryota; Viridiplantae; Streptophyta; Marchantiopsida; Marchantiales; Marchantiaceae.
ACCCCCACAGUUGACUGCGGUGGUGUCACCUUGACAAACCCCGCCUGACCCCCGGGCGAUUCUUUGGUUCCGUUUGGUUUAUGCUGCUGUUGCUUUAGUUUAGCACUAUUGACUUACAGGCCUCCUGCAGCAGAGGUCUCGGCAGCUUCUUCUGCAGUCAAGGGCCCCAUCCUCUCUUCUUAUAGCUUGCACACUUUUCAGGGCAGUGGCCUUCAGCACACUCCACAGCAAUUGAUUGCAGCCUACAGAGAGCAAAGCUUGAGAAGGAGAUCUCGAGGCAGACGAAGAGAAGAUGGAGAACAUCAUCCCCGGAUUCCGCAGGCACCACAAGGACGAGGACGAGGGAUAUGAUCGACACGGCAAAUACGCGCACCGUCCAGGCUACGGGCAGGCCUCGUAUGGGGCGUACGAGUACACGGGCCAGCCCGUGGGGUUCGAGCAUCUGGGCAGCCCCCCGAAGCACACCGAGAUGGACGCGCAGACCAUAGCGCAGCUGGGAUACGAAGGUCCCGAAGGAGAGCGGCGCAAGGUGGAAGCCAUCGAGCAGAUCUACCACGAGCACGACAGCCGCCAUCCGAAUUACAGGCAUAGCCACCACGGCUCGCAUCGGCCGGAAUACUCUGAGUACCCGCCGGUGAGGCCCGAGUACUCCGAGUACCCGCCGGUGAGGCCUGAGUAUUCCGAGUACCCGCCCGUCGUGCCGGAAGGCUAUGUGCUCGACAGUCACGGGCGCCUGAAGUACGUCGGCGCCGGCAGCGGCUACGACAAGCACGAUAAGCAUCACAAGUCGCGCGAAUCCGACAGCGACGACGACGGCUACGCGGGCCAGGACGAUCGAUACCGGCGCAGGUACGCCGGCGACCAUCCCCACGGCGAGGAUUACAGCGAGGACUACCGAGAGCGCGAGGAGUACCGGCGCCGCUAUGGCGUCGAGCGCCCCCCGGCCGUGAAGAUCGAGCGCAAGGUCGAGGGCGAUGGCACCGUGGUCGAGCGCAUUUUCCCCGUCAGCUCCGGCGGGUCCACUUAUGCUCGCGCCGACCCCGGCAAGAUCCACUACGGCCGCCAGGAGAGCUUCACCGGGCCCGAGUACGACGUGCCCCCGCCCGGCCCUUACGGCCGCCAGGACAGCUACCCCGCCGCCUACGCCCCUCCUUACAACGGCGCCACUUCCACUUACGGUCGUCGGCCUUACGAGGGCGGCUCGUCGGAUUACGUGGACGAGAGAGACAGGCGCUACUGAGACGGUGGAGCCAAUGACCGAUGAUGUGUUGAGCGGGACAUAUAUGCAGUAGUACAGAAAUCUGUCCAUGACCGAGAGGUCCGGACGCCGACGGUGUCGACAGAAGAAGUGCGGAGUGAAGCUGCAUAGAAAGACAGAGCUGGCCGGAGAAAGAGAGAUAGAGAGAAAGAGAGCGAGAGAUGGACCAGGGUUCGAAGGGCUAAGAAUUUCGCUAUUCUUAGAUGCUGCGAGUCAGGCGCACGGGCGAUUGCUAUGUAACUUAGUGGUGAUGUCAGGCUAUGUGUUAUCAGUUACUUCCUACUUCCUAUGCUUCAAGAACGUUGUGUGAAAUUGCGACUAGACAACUACCGAGGUGUCCGAUCCAGGAGUCCGUGUGCUGGCUGUUUCAAUGUACUGGUCCAGAAACUGAAGACACGGUGAUCAAGGCCUUCAUGGAUGUGCUGGCUGUUUUGUAUGUCUUGAAUCAUAAACGUUUGAGUGAUAUUUCCCCGUAGGAGUCAACUCGACAGGUUGUUGUCGGCUUCUCCUUUGUACCAUAGCUUUUAAAAUCCUUGUAAUGAUAAACAUCGAGAUCUUCAAAAUCA